CGGGAGCCGGCCACGCCCUGGUGGCGGCGCCCCCUAGCGGCCCAGAGCCGGGCGCAUCCGGCUAGUUCAGGUGUCCUGCGCGGCGGGGAGGAGAGACCGCGUCUGCAGGGCGCGGACUCGGGGACUCGGGGCCUCGGCGGGGCGCGCGCACGCAGGAGGGGCGGCCGCGGUGCGGGCCCUCGGCGCGGCGGGCCAGGCUCCCAGAGCGUCGACGCCGCCCAUGGCCGAGCCGCUCCAGCCAGACCCCGGGGCGGCCGAGGUCGCGGCGGCCCAAGUGGUGGAGACACCGGGCUGGAAGGCCCCGGAGGACGCGGGCCCCCAGCCCGGAAGUUACGAGAUCCGACACUAUGGACCAGCCAAGUGGGUCAGCACGUCCGUGGAGUCUAUGGACUGGGAUUCAGCCAUCCAAACCGGCUUUACGAAACUGAACAGCUACAUUCAAGGCAAAAAUGAGAAAGAGAUGAAAAUAAAGAUGACAGCUCCAGUGACAAGCUACGUGGAGCCUGGCUCAGGUCCUUUUAGUGAGUCUACCAUUACCGUUUCCCUGUAUAUUCCCUCUGAACAGCAAUUUGAUCCGCCCAAGCCUUUAGAGUCAGAUAUCUUCAUUGAAGACAGAGCCGAAAUGACUGUGUUUGUACGGUCUUUCGAUGGAUUUUCUAGUGCCCAAAAGAAUCAAGAACAACUUCUGACAUUAGCAAGCAUUUUGAGGGAAGAUGGGAAAGUUUUCGAUGAGAAGGUUUACUACACUGCAGGUUUCAACAGUCCUUUCAAAUUGCUCAAUAGAAAUAAUGAAGUGUGGCUGAUUGAAAAACGUGAACCCUCCAAAGAAAAUGAAUGAGAAAAUGAAAGGAAGUUCCACUGUCAGAGGCAAAACGACUGUUUAUCAUAGACAUCAACAGGACUCAAAAGUAAAGUGCGUGUCUAGUGUCCUCUAUUGAGAGUACUACUGUUAAUUAAGCUUAUUUCCAAUGUGCCUUUUUAAUGCUUGAAGCUUUAUCUACAUACACAGGUAACAGAGGGCGGUAGUCUGUAAACAUAUAAAUAGGUUGUAACUA
Messenger RNA from Cebus imitator (Panamanian white-faced capuchin), 1055 nucleotides. RefSeq names its product heme binding protein 2 (gene HEBP2). NCBI's taxonomy places the organism in Eukaryota, Metazoa, Chordata, Mammalia, Primates, Cebidae. Bases 221 to 838 code for a protein of 205 amino acids. Gene Ontology annotation, cellular component: cytoplasm. The record is from RefSeq and is a predicted model, not a curated record. The transcript has 4 exons.